ACUCGACCAUAUCGUCGUCAUCAUCCUUCAACGUCACAUACCGUCAUCAACCUAGCCCACCUACCCUAGUAGUCGCCACAGGACACACGACCUCUCAAAACACUCCCAUCAAGAAGGAAAAGGACCCCUUCCCUCGCCCUGCCCGCCAUGUCCAACUCGUCGGAAGACCCAGACGUCUGGAUCGCCCAGUUGAUGAACUGUAAACCCCUGAGUGAGGGUGAAGUGAAAAAGUUGUGCGACAAGGCCCGGGAAGUCCUCAUGGAGGAGUCCAAUGUCCAGCCCGUCAAGUGCCCUGUUACCGUCUGUGGUGAUAUUCAUGGACAGUUCCACGACCUCUCCGAGCUCUUCCGCAUCGGAGGCAACUCCCCCGACACCAACUACCUCUUCAUGGGCGACUACGUCGACCGAGGCUACUACUCGGUCGAGACCGUCACCCUGCUCGUCGCCCUGAAACUCCGUUACCGAGAUCGAGUGACCAUCCUCCGGGGUAACCACGAGUCUAGGCAGAUCACCCAGGUUUAUGGGUUCUACGACGAGUGUUUGCGAAAGUAUGGGAAUGCAAACGUUUGGAAGUUUUUCACGGACCUGUUCGAUUAUCUGCCCUUGACGGCGUUGAUCGACAACCAGAUCUUCUGUUUGCACGGAGGUCUCUCCCCCUCGAUCGACACGCUCGACCAUAUCCGAGCUAUCGACAGGAUCCAAGAAGUUCCUCAUGAAGGACCCAUGUGUGACCUCUUGUGGUCUGACCCGGAUGACAGGUGUGGAUGGGGAAUCAGCCCGAGAGGUGCCGGGUACACGUUUGGACAGGAUAUCAGCGAGGCGUUCAACCACAACAACGGGCUCACCCUGGUCGCUCGUGCGCACCAACUUGUCAUGGAAGGUUACUCCUGGUCGCAAGACAAGAACGUCGUUACCAUCUUUUCUGCUCCAAACUAUUGUUACCGAUGUGGUAAUCAGGCUGCUAUCCUCGAGGUGGACGAUAACCUGAAGUACACCUUCUUGCAAUUCGACCCCGCUCCCAGGGCCGGAGAGCCGCUCGUUUCCCGACGACCCCCUGAUUACUUCCUAUAGACGUCGUCUCGAUCGCUGGUCCUGUUCUGUCUUUCGCCAUCUCAUAUCCCCACCCCCGUUCAUGACGGUUGUAUACGACGCUCAAAAAGAUGAAUCUCACGGAUACGAACUAGAGGCAGAGAAGGACUACCUGAGAACCCCUUUCGAAUCUUUACAUCGUCAACCUCUCCCUUUACACACCACCCUCUUAAAAUAACGACUUUGACGAGGACGGCAAACAC
Messenger RNA from Filobasidium floriforme, 1292 nucleotides. Its product is annotated as putative Serine/threonine protein phosphatase 2A catalytic subunit. Bases 148 to 1071 code for a protein of 307 amino acids. The transcript has 8 exons. Gene Ontology annotation, molecular function: protein serine/threonine phosphatase activity. Gene Ontology annotation, cellular component: cytosol. Gene Ontology annotation, biological process: mitotic cell cycle; peptidyl-serine dephosphorylation. Lineage: Eukaryota; Fungi; Basidiomycota; Tremellomycetes; Filobasidiales; Filobasidiaceae. The record is from RefSeq and is a predicted model, not a curated record.